Chelonia mydas (Green sea turtle) is the source of this 3177-nucleotide messenger RNA. RefSeq names its product methyltransferase like 18 (gene METTL18). Gene Ontology annotation, molecular function: protein-L-histidine N-tele-methyltransferase activity. The transcript is spliced from 3 exons. Gene Ontology annotation, biological process: peptidyl-histidine methylation, to form tele-methylhistidine. The record is from RefSeq and is a predicted model, not a curated record. The coding region runs from base 2016 to 3119 and encodes 367 amino acids. NCBI's taxonomy places the organism in Eukaryota, Metazoa, Chordata, Testudines, Cheloniidae.
GGCGGGGCAGAGCGCGCGGCGGCGUGAGGCGGCCGGGCCUGGCACAGGGGCGGGAAGGGCCGCGAUUGCAGAGUCUUCAGGACAAACGGUCUCUUGCUGUACGUGUGCAGAGCCCGGCACGGUGGGGCCCUGAUCGUAGACGCCAGAGGCUACUGUAGCACAGACAGUAGUGUGAGAAGAACAGCGGCCGAGGCCUCCUGCAAACAUUUAUACACGUGCUAAACUCUACUCACAAGAUUGCGGGACUCCAUUAAAGAUAAGAACCUCCCAAAGCAAUGGGGCUGCUCACAUGAGUAAAAAGAAAAGGAGGACUUGUGGCACCUUAGAGACUCCUUUUCUUUUUACGGAUACAGACUAACGCGGCUGCUACUCUGAAACCUCACAGGAGUAAGGUUAAGUAGGGGUGGAGUGUGUGCAGAAUUAGUGCAACUGCAGGCGGUGCUAGUGGAGAACUGGAGUAGUGCUAGUCUGUGUGGUUGGAUCUAGUUUUCAGACUAGAGGGAUGUGAAUAUGAGCCAUAAUAUUAUUUAGAUCUUAGAAUUUUUAUUCAAAUUAGAAAUUGUCUCAUUUCUGGCACAGUUUCCGACUGAUGGUGUCACUUUUAUUGUUAAAGUCAGGACAAAGCCAAACCUAUAAUACCAAGUGAGAAUCAGAUGCCCUGAAAAAGAACAGGACAAACCCUGGCAUAGUAGUUCAAAAUAGAGCAAGUAGAAUGCAGAGCAGUAAUCUUUUAAUUUACAGGCAAGAAUGAGACCACAGUCUGAAAUUUGGAACAAUCACAUUUUCUUGUCAGACAAUCAAAUUUGAAAUUUUAGUUUCCUGUAGGCAAGCAAUUUAUAUCUUGAACUUGUUGGUGUACUUUGCAGGGAGGAAGGCUGUGACUAAAGCACAAGAUUAAAUUAUUCAGGAGACCAGAGUUUACUCAACUCUGCCAUUCACUUCCUGUGUUACCUUUCACAAAUCCCUUAAUUGUCUUUUGUUUUCUCCUCUGUGAAAUGGGAAUAGUAAUAAUUGCUUAACUCAAAGGGAUGUUACAGGGUGGCAUUAGAUAAUAUUUGUAACUUAUGUUGUCCUUAGGACAGAGGUGAAAGUAAGCCAGUAUGGCCCGGUACGGUGUACCAGCAAGAGCCGGUGCACCGUACUGGGACAGCCCGGCUUCCCCAGGGGGCAAUUUAAAGGGCCUGGGGCUCCCAGCAGUGGCUGGAGCCCCGGGCCCUUUAAAUUGCCUCCAGAGCCCUGCUGCUGGAGCCCUGGGGUAGCAGCUGCGGGGCUCUGGCGGCUAUUUAAAGGGACUGGGGCGCCCCUGCUUCUACCGUUCUGGCCCUUUAAAUAGCCGCCGGAGCCCCACCGCUGCUACUCCAGGGCUCCGGGGGCUAUUAAAAGGACUGGGAUGGUAGAAGUAGGGGAGCCGCAGGCCCUUUAAAUAGCCCCCAGAGCCCUGGGGUAGCGGGGGCUCCAGGAGCUAUUUAAAGGGCCGGGGGUCCAGCUGCCUCUGCCGCCCCGGUCCUUUAAAUAGCCGCUGGAGCCCCGCCACUUCCCCAGGGCUCCGACGGCUAAUUAAAGGCCCUGGGCAGUAGAAGCAGUGGAGCCCUGGGCCCUUUAAAUAGCCCUGGGAGCCCUGGGCUGCUGCUGCUACCCCGGUGGGGGAGGGGACGAGGAAAAGGGGGGGCACUUACCUUACAGGGUGGGCUGGGGCUGGCGCUGACCCCCUCAGCCCCGCCCCUUCUGGGGGCCAGAGCUGGCCCCAGCGUACCGAAUUCAACAGAUGAAUAUGCAGAGAAGGUGGACAUUAUACCUGCAAAGUAGAGGCUUUCAUAGUGAUGAAUAAUGUAAAGAUCUUUGCAGACAGUUUUUACUUACAGCAGAGCAGCCUUAUAGCCAGCGAGCAAGUUCUUAUCUGCACAAGCCAUAGAAGAAAAAUCAUAUUUAUAUUAACAGUUUCAUUGGCUGAGUGUCUGCCCUAUUGUAACUUUGGAUAUAAGCUGUGAUUUAUUUUUUUCGUACUUCAUAGGAAAAUGGCUUUUCAGUUUAACUUCUCUAUUGAAGAGAAAGCAGAAAAUGAACUCAAGACUCUUGGUGAUACAGCCUUGCAGCUGGAAUCUGCACAGGCUUCUUUGAAUCCAGGGGGAUCUACAGAAAAGAGCAAAGAAAUUUCAUUAGUAGAAAAUGUUGUGCACAAGGAGUCGCUGUGUGCACAUGAGGCAACACCCAAAACUGCAGCUCCAUUAGCAAAAUGUAGCCCCAAUAAAAGCCAGGUCCAGGUGCUGCCAAAGAAACAAGCCCACUUUAAAGUUGCCAAAGAGCAUAAGAUUCCUGAAGAUUUCAGCAAAGUGUUAGAAAAUAAAGUUAUGGAAGCUGUACAGGGCCUAUACUAUGUAAGUAUUUCCGUGGUGGAAAUGACCCUUUCAAAUGACUCCCAUGAAGAAGACAUAGUGUCUAAAAGUAUUUCUUCUCACUCUGAUCUUAUCACAGGCAUCUAUGAAGGGGGGCUGAAAAUAUGGGAAUGCACUUUUGAUCUCAUGGAUUAUUUGUCAGAGGCUGAAAUGCAGUUUAUCAACAAGACAGUCUUGGAUCUUGGUUGUGGGGCUGGGCUGCUGGGAAUAGUUGCAUUAAAGAGAAAAGCUAAAGAAGUCCACUUUCAGGACUAUAACCACACUGUGAUUGAUGAAAUAACCUUGCCUAAUGUGGUGGCUAACUGUACUGAUGGUGGUGGUGAUGGCAGAAUUAGUGAACCUCCUUCAAAGAAGCACAAGAAAGCAAACUUCGUACCAGCUCUCAUGUCUAAAUGCAGAUUUUUUUCUGGAGAAUGGGCUGAGUUUAGCCAACUCAUGUUAAGUGGCAACAAACCCUUUUCAAAGUAUGACCUUAUUCUCACGUCAGAGACCAUCUACAAUCCUGACAACUACAGUGCUUUGCAUGAUACGAUUUCUAAACUAUUGGUUAAAAAUGGCCGUGUGUAUUUGGCUAGCAAAGCACAUUAUUUUGGGGUGGGAGGCGGUGUGCAUAUCUUUGAGAAAUUCAUUGAAGAGAGGAAUGUGUUCAGGACUAGAACUGUCAAAGUUAUCGAUGAAGGACUGACGCGGUACAUUAUUGAAAUGGCCUUUAAGAUUUCCAGUUAAUCCACUCAUUCCCCAUUGUGCCUGUUAAAUAUCUUAAUAAAGAUGUGAUUUAUAGCCA